CCCUGGGCUUCCGCUCAAGCAAUUUCCAAUGGCUACCUCAGUAACACUGACAGCAUGCUCAGGCGGCUACCUUCAUCUUGUUUUUUGAGUCCUUUGAAGGCGCAAGGCGCUGGAGGCGGCUGGACUCUGGUCCUGGAGACAACUGGCUGCUGCCGGGACAGAGGGCGCAAACACGCAAGUACAGAGUACCUUUGUGCGCCGCUCAGCAGCUGUGAGAAAUUGUAUGGAAAUCAUCUUUACGACUUCUGAAGAUUGAAGCAGCGACAGCCACAAUUAGUUGCCUGGUUCUCUGAUCGGUUUAUAAUUGAGCAAUCGAAUGCUGGUUGAUUCAAACUUUGGUGCAAUUUGAAUUUUAAUCGGCGUAGAUAGAAGUCGAUCUGAUCAGUGCAAACAUGGAGGAGCUCUGUUUGACGCUUCACCAGCCUUGGGCUUCGUUAGUUGUCUACGGCAUCAAGCGCAUCGAAGGAAGGAAUUGGCCAACCAAACACAAAGGACGGCUGUGGAUACACGCUGCAUCCAAAACUCCUGACGGGGUUGACGCUGUGGAGGAGCUGUACCGAGAUAUCUAUGCUGCAGAGGGUGUUACUGAAGUGAAGUUUCCUGAGCACUACCCGACCUCCGUUCUGCUCGGCUGUGUUGAGGUCGUAGGAUGCUUGAGUAGAGAGGAUCUCAGCCAAGUCCACUCGCUUCCCGACUCCAUCAAACUUGAGCUGAUGUCAGAGUACGGCUUCCUCUGCGAGAAUGCUCAGCUGCUAGAGGCUCCCGUGCGGAUGCGCGGCUGGCAGGGCAUCUUCCACCUAGACCCCUCCGUCGCAAACCGCGCGCUUGCAAACCUCAAACCUUCGCUCCGCCCCAAACCCGUUCGGUUCGCCGACCACAUAACGCUGGAAAAAUUACAGAGCGCGGAAAGUUCGAGAAGUACAAGCCGGAGUAGGGGGCGGUUCAGCAGGCCGGACUUCGAGGGGAAAGAGAACGAGGGAGCCAGGGGUCGCAUAGGCAGCGAUUUGCCUUCCAGCAAGUCGGAUUCACAAACCGGGGGGACGAACUGGGAGGCGGUUCUGCCCCCUAGAGCGCUGGCGGCCAGGGCGGCUUUGAUGAACUCCAUGGGAAGAGGGCGCACUUCGACACGGGAGAGCAUUGGACCACAAUCAAGUACGGGCUUGAGGGGCAGGCUACGUGCCACGUGUCAGCCAUCAGGCGACGGAAACGUCGGAGUGGACGGUUCUAAGAGCAGCGGGAGGGGCCAAGCGAGAGAGGGCGUUCAGCAAGGGCGGGCAAACAGGGAGGAGCGUGCUGAAGGCAGCGGAAGGGUACUCCCCGGAGCCGCCGAGUCAGGGACUGCGAAAAGAGGGGGUUCUGUGGAAAGGUUUGAUUUGGAUCGGGCAAGCGGGGGGAAGUCACAAGACGGGGUCAACUUGAAUGAGGAUUUGGCAAAGCGGGUGAUGGAGACGGAAGGCAACGGAGAGGCGGACGGGCUCAAGCGGUUUGGCGCCCAGCUGUUGGCGGACUAUAGGCCCCCGGCUCUGGACAUAAGCGAGUGGCCGGUUCUGGGUGGUGCGAGGGAGCCCGCUCCGGAGUCGCUUCUGUCGCCCGGCUCUAACUCGCAUAAGCGGCGGGGAGAGGAGCCGGAGAAUUUGCUGGCUGAUGGCAGCUGCGGCGCGACGCCGUGGCUGGCGCGGGUGCGACUGAACAAAGCGCCGAAGCUAGAGGAUGCAGCCGUGGAUGAAAAGGCCGCGGGACGGAGUGAGGUCUUCGUUCCAAGACAGCUGCGGCAGAAGAGUGCCGUAGUCUCCCAUCAGCUCACAUGAGGUUCGUUCGUCUGAAAGUGCUUGCCACGAUGUGAGCGUGUGGGCCGCUGUUAUCGAGGUUUGAUGUCCGAGAUCAGGUACAGCGCCAGAAGCACCAGUGUUUGUCCAUUUAACCUUCUCACAAUUAGAAUCUAAUCGCAGGCAGCUCGCAACCUACAGUUGCAGAUUGUUUGACUCUUAGCCAGUGGCCGAGGCUUCAAACAGCUUGGAAACGACCUGUGCACGAUCAGCUAGAACCGUGCAUGACUGGAUGCCUACGGGCAUUCACUUUUGUCCUAGAUCUGAUUUUUGCUAAAAUUGCAUCCUUUCGACGG
Molecule: messenger RNA, 2122 nt
Organism: Klebsormidium nitens
Lineage: Eukaryota; Viridiplantae; Streptophyta; Klebsormidiophyceae; Klebsormidiales; Klebsormidiaceae
Source: the annotation of a GenBank genome assembly